AUGCCAGAACGUCAAUUAGGUGAGAAUGGUCCAAAAGUACCAGCUAUUAGUUAUGGAGUAAUGGGUUUAUCAGUAGCAUAUGGAACUGUCGGAUCUGAUGAAGAACGAUUCAAAGUCUUGGAUCGUGCUAUUGAACUUGGUAGUACCUAUUUUGAUAGUGCCGAUGUGUAUGGUGAUAAUGAAGAUUUAUUAGGAAAAUAUUUCAAGAAAUAUCCACAACAACGUAAAAAGGUGUUUCUUGCAACAAAAUUUGCCGGUGUAAUCGAUCCUGACACCAAAGCCUACUCAAUUCGUGGUGAUGCACAAUAUGUUCUUGAAGCAUGUGAAAAAAGUUUAAAAAGACUCGGCAUUGAUUCAAUUGAUCUUUAUUAUGUUCAUCGUAUUGACAAAACUGUACCAAUUGAAGAAACAAUGAGUGCUUUGAAAGAACUUGUUAAAGCUGGUAAAAUCAAAUAUAUUGGUUUAUCUGAAUGUUCAAGUGAUACAUUACGACGAGCCUGUGCUAUUCAUCCAGUUGCUUGUGUACAAAUUGAAUAUUCACCAUUUAGCUUGGAUAUUGAAAGAGAUGAAAUUGGUCUUUUAAAAACAUGCAGAGAACUUGGUGUAGCUAUUGUUUGUUAUUCACCACUCGGUCGUGGAUUAUUUAGUGGACAAAUUAAAAAUCCAGAUGAUUUUGCAGCAGAUGAUUUUCGACGAAUAAUUCCACGUUUUUCCAAGGAAAACUUUCCGAAGAAUCUUAAAUUGGUCGAUGAACUGACGGUAAUAGCCAAUAGAAAAGGUUGUACGCCAGGUCAAUUAACAUUAGCAUGGAUUCUUGCUCAAGGCAAUGACUUUAUUGCAAUACCAGGUACAAGUAAAAUCAAAAACUUAGAAGAAAAUGUUGCGGCUGUUCAGAUCAAGUUAAGCAAAGAAGAAAUACAAGAAAUUCGAGAAAAAUGUGAAAAGGCCGAUGUAGUUGGUGAACGAUAUCCUGAAUUCGUCUGCGACUCUCUAUUUAGUGACUCAGCUCCAAAGAAGAACUAA
Adineta steineri is the source of this 1023-nucleotide messenger RNA. The record is from the annotation of a GenBank genome assembly. NCBI's taxonomy places the organism in Eukaryota, Metazoa, Rotifera, Eurotatoria, Adinetida, Adinetidae.